This is a messenger RNA of Achroia grisella, 1723 nucleotides long. RefSeq names its product transmembrane protease serine 9-like. NCBI's taxonomy places the organism in Eukaryota, Metazoa, Arthropoda, Insecta, Lepidoptera, Pyralidae. Bases 32 to 1723 code for a protein of 563 amino acids. Gene Ontology annotation, molecular function: serine-type endopeptidase activity. Gene Ontology annotation, biological process: proteolysis. The record is from RefSeq and is a predicted model, not a curated record. The transcript has 7 exons.
UCAAUAUUUUCACAAUUGUAUUUUGUAAACAAUGAAGACAUUGCUUGUUGUAUUCAUAAUUUAUUUAAAUAAUGCUAUAUGCGACAAUGACUUUCUUAAACCUACAAAACUUGUGAAACGCUAUCCAAAGAAAGUAAUAACUGAUGUGAGGCAAAAUAUACACAUACUCCAUUCAAAAAAUAUUAUAAAGCCUCAACCUGCAGUAUUCCAAUUGAAUCCGAAGAGGAAAAGGACGAAAUAUAAUUCGUAUACAGCUUUCCCAAUAGCGAGUCUAGAUCAGAAAGGGGUUGAUAUACCGGAUAGUCCUUACUUUCCAUUUAAUGAAAACGUUGAAAUUAAACCUAGAGUCAAGAAGGUAUUACCCAGCACCAUUUUAAAUAUAUCAAGAAAGAAAAGGUCUGCUCCGGUAAAAAACAAACUCAGUAUCAAGAGCAAUGACGCUAAAGUAGCAAAACGAAAGAUAAAGGACAAGAAUGUUUCUUCAGGAAAUAAUCAUGAAAGCACGAUAGAUACCGAAACAAGUAAAAAUAGCAAGCACCGUGCCGUAAAAGAUGUUAAUAAACCAAAAAAGGACAGAACUAUUCCUACACAUUCUAAUGCUACAAUAGUCAAAGGUAGAAAAAUAAAAAAUGUAGCUAAUAAAAAUAAUUCUAAAGUUAAAAACAAUACUGCUUUUAAAAAAAGUAAGCCCAAACAACAUAAUAAACAUGGUCGCAAGAAAUCAAAGAAAAUUAAAUCUAAAUUUCAUUCCAUAAAGAAUACAAAAAAUGCUACUAGGCAUCCAAUUAAGCCUAAGUAUACAGUUAGAGAACCAUUCUCAGAAUCGAAAGGAAAAGACCGUAACAUUCAUAAUAAAGAUACGGUCUUUUCACAUGUAAAACCACCAGGGCAUCAUAAGAAUAAAGUUAAGAGGAGCAGACGAUUAGUAGCUGCGAGAGACGCAUUAAUAGAAGAGUACCCGUAUGUGGUGUCGAUACAGAAAGGCGGAGAGCAUUGGUGUGCAGGAGCUCUGCUGAAUCCACGACUUGUAAUCACGACAGCCAAUUGUAUCUGGAAAUCCAGUCGAGUAAGUAGAUUACGAGUGCGCGCAGGGUCACGUAAGGCGGAAGAAGGCGGACAAGUAGCCAAGAUACAAGAGGUCAUGAAACAUCCGAAAUGGAGUAUAAGGCAUAACCCUGACAAUGAUGUGGCACUUAUACUACUCGAUAGAAAUAUUAGAUUUUCAGAUGCUGUACAUGCUGUAGAUUUGCCAAAUCGCCUCAUGUUACCUGCUUUUGAAGACGUCUGGAUUACUAGCUGGGGAUCUGAACGUAGAGAUGGUAUAUACGACAAGAAAGGCAUGACGCUACAGGUGUACCACGCCCGCCUGAUGGACCGAGAUAAAUGUAACAAUGUCACACAGCGGUUUGGAAUUACUGUCACAGAAAAUUUCAUCUGUUUGUCACAGACUGGCAGACGAGCACCUUGCACGCGCGACACUGGGGCACCAGCAGUAAGCGAUGGUGUUGUAUGGGGUCUCGCGUCGUGGGGUAUUCGAAAAUUAUGUGGCACGGAACGAUACCCGGCAGUAUUCUCGUACCUUGCAUCGCAAACUAAUAUGGACUUUAUUUUAAACGCAACACGACUUCUAAUGGCUGAGGAGCGAUUUUAUCCGUUUCUCGACCGAUUCCCGACCGUCCGAGCAACGUCUUCCUCCACAACCACUACUCUCUUUCCAUAUUAA